UUCAUUUCGUCUUUGAUUUUUCAAUUUUCCGGUUGAAUUCAAGGUCUGGUACCACCUUCGGAACGGCUGCGAUCGGCGAUAACAAUAGGCGGCGGGGGCGAAAUGAAACAGCCGCUAGUGGCUGCCGCAUCGCACUUCAAUAGGGAAGUGUAAAAUGUUCAAUAAGUUAUCGAAGCGUGGCUUUUGCACGGCAAUAUCAUCACGGCCUUGGCUUUUUGUGGGCUUGGGCAAUCCUGGAGAGAAGUUCAGAGGAACCAGGCACAAUGUAGGGUUUGAGAUGAUUGAUGUGUUUGCUGAGUCUGUUGGAAUUCCAAUGAACAGGAUUCACUGCAAAGCUGUGUUUGGUGAAGGUUUUGUUGGGGACAUCCCUGUUUUUCUGGCAAAGCCUCAAACUUACAUGAACUUGAGUGGUGAAUCUGCAGGACCGCUCGCAGCAUAUUACAAGCUACCUCUAAACCGUGUGCUCGUGUUCCAUGAUGACAUGAACUUGCCAUGUGGGGUGCUUCGGCUUCGACAUAAUGGAGGGAACGACUCCCACAACGGGCUGAAGAGUGUCAUUUAUCACUUUCGAGGGAACCGAGAGUUUGCUAGGUUCAGAAUUGGCAUUGGAAGGCCACCUGGUCAAAUGGAUCCCAAAGCGUUCUUGCUUCAAAAGUUCAAUAACACAGCUCAAGAACGAAUUGAUACUGCAUUGCAAGAGGGGGUCGGUGCAUUGAAGCUCCUAUUGUCUCACGGUUUAUCCGAGACUGCGAGACGUUUCAACCACGAACAGAAAUACAAGCAUAUAAGGCUACAGACCAUGCCAACAUGAUGAGCCUACUAUGCGUAUUUCCAUUGCUAAUGAAACAUACAAAUUCUACCAAGUACUCAAAGGGAAGGGGAGCACAGAGGCAGAGUGGAUGGGCUCCUGAAGGUACAAUGACUUUGUGUUCUAAGAUAUUGGGCCAGAAAUGGAGAAUUUAGAGGACGUUUUGAGAUAUCCUGUCUCUAUAUGUAAUUAUUUUAUGCUUACAACUGAUAAACUUUAUAAGCUUAGGUACUUGAAAAAUUGCCUCAUGAUUAAUUUAUAUUUAUAGAAGUGGAGCCGAUUGUUUAUGUA
This is a messenger RNA of Cucurbita pepo subsp. pepo (vegetable marrow), 1099 nucleotides long. RefSeq names its product Peptidyl-tRNA hydrolase family protein. Lineage: Eukaryota; Viridiplantae; Streptophyta; Magnoliopsida; Cucurbitales; Cucurbitaceae. The record is from RefSeq and is a predicted model, not a curated record. Gene Ontology annotation, molecular function: peptidyl-tRNA hydrolase activity.